AUGGCGCAAAGGGAGAAUGUGGUGUGCGUGACGGGAGGCUCGGGCUUCCUCGGAUCCACCUGCAUCAAGCUGCUCCUCGAACGAGGCUACCGAGUCCACGCCACGGUGCGAGACCCCAACAACGCUGCAAAGGUGGCGCACUUGAAAGCACUGUCGGGGGCAUCCGACCGCUUGACGCUGUUUGGAGCGGACCUUUUACAGGAGGGAUCGUUUGAUGCGUCCAUCAAAGGUGCUGACGUCGUGCUGCACACUGCAUCGCCUUUUUUUCUGACAGAUCAAACGCGAGACAGCCUAGUGGAACCUGCCGUCAAAGGCACGCUCAACGUGUUGCGUUCGGUGGCACGUACCCCCUCUGUUCGUCGAGUGGUGCUCACAUCGUCGACGAUUUCCAUCUACGGCCAUUGCGGCACGAAACCCGAUAGUCAUGUUUUCACUGAAGAGGACUGGAGCCAUGAGGAACUGAUGGCUGAGCGCAAGAUGUGGUAUGGUUUGAGCAAAACAAUUGCGGAGCGCGAAGCGUGGGAGUUUGUCCGGUCGUUGGUGAACCCGCACUUCGACAUGGUGACGAUGUGCCCGACGUGGAUCCUUGGCCCCAUGUUGCAGCCAGAGUUGAACGAAAGCUCCAAGAAGAUAUACGACUACAUGGUCGGAAACACAAAGGAGAUCAUGAAUACGGUUAAAGCCAUGGUCGAUGUGCGCGACGUCGCGUUGGCGCACAUUGUCGGGUUCGAAAACCCCCAAGCCUCAGGCAGGUACUUGCUCAUUGGAGCGUGCCCCUCGGAACAGGAGAUCGCAAACGCCGUCAAGAACGCAUAUCACUCGGCCUUGACACCGGAAGCACCUGUGUUCGAAGAGUGUGCCGCUCCUUUGUUGUACGAUUGCAGCAAGGCCGAGAAAGAACUCGGGAUCCGCUUUCGCAACAUCCAAGAAAUGGUGCAGGAAACUUGCGAUUCCUUGCGCCACCAUGGCCUCGUGAAAGCGUCAUAAAUAUAUUCUGUGGUUGCUUGUAAUGCAAAAGGAGAUCUCGCUUCUCAAUACACGAACUUGUUAAUGGCUCCA
Molecule: messenger RNA, 1059 nt
Organism: Aphanomyces invadans
Lineage: Eukaryota; Oomycota; Saprolegniomycetes; Saprolegniales; Verrucalvaceae
Exons: 2
Coding region: 1-987 (328 amino acids)
Molecular function (GO): oxidoreductase activity, acting on the CH-OH group of donors, NAD or NADP as acceptor
Source: RefSeq, a predicted model, not a curated record